CAUUGGAACUGUUGUAACACGAGUAAUCGGUACUCCUUCAAAAUUAUUCGAUUAGUAAAAGUAUCGCAAUUCGCAACAAGCGCGCCCAUUUUGUUAGCGUCCGGAAUUGGUUUUGCACAGUUUCAAACGAGCGUCGAUUUAAGCAAGAUUGAAGAUUGAAACACGUGCAACGGACGCUAGCGUGUAGUCUUAAUUUGUAUAUCCUUAGUUUGUUUUUUUUUUUUUUGGUUUUUUUUUUUGUUGUUUUGACUUUAAGUAUGGAGUUACGUAUGUGGAAAGCGCUACUCUUGCAGUGGGUUCAGAAAUGCAAUUUCCUUACAAAUGUUAUAUGUCUUGAAGAUUCUGAAAUCGAGGAAUUUUUCAAACAAUAUACCCAAUAUGUUCAAGUUGGGCAGUCAUCUGGACGAUCGGCAUCGUCGCCCAAAAGCCCAUCCCCAUUUUCUCCGGGAGAACUGCAGACAUUUCUAAAAGAUGUGUAUCCACACUUUAAGCCGCUUCUGGAGCGCAAUGGCCGCAUAAUGACAAAUGAUUAUGCCUAUGUCUACACACUUCUCAUGCACUACGCUUGCGUUCAGUGCCCGAGCGAAUAUUUUCAUAAUAUUUGCAGGACUCUGCCAGACCUUACACAGCAGUACAUAGCGGCAUUUUUCACUCAGGCUAUGAUAAACCCAGAUAUGAAUCGCUCUCACUUGCGCGAGACCAUUGCUGGUAUCACCGAAAUAGUUGAGAGUGCAGACUCGUCUCCGACCCAGCCGCAGUUGCGUGGCCUCACAUUCCUAACUGUUGGCGCCACAUUCGACAAUAAUGGCGAUCCAAAAGCCUCUGAGCUCGAUGGCAAAGAUUCGGCCUCAAUCGACAACGAUUCGACUGUGGGCACGAAUUUUGCCACUCCCAAUCCAGUGCAACGUGAGCUGAGCAGCUUACUAGAUGUCAGCCUAAAUUACGCUCCGUCGACACCAAAAACAGUGCUGCUCGAGCAGCGCACACGCGAGGUUUUAGGAUUGCGGGCUCAACUGGAGACCGAGCGCUAUGAAAAGACUGUUUUAGAGGACCAAAUUUUGGAGAAUGAGCAACUAAUCAAUUCACUUAGUAAGGAGAAUACUGUAAAAAAGCAGCAAUUGGCCAAGCUUGAGGCCUCGCUGGAAUAUGACAGCGAAGAGCGUACAUACAUACAUAACAUUGUACCCGACGAAAUUGAGAAUUUAAAACGACAGCUGCUCAAAGAGAUUAACAAGAAGGAGGCUUUUCUUGCACAGAGCAGAGAUGAAGUACAAGUGCUGAGGGAUAAUUAUAACAUAUUAGCGGAGAGGCACAAAUCCUGUGAAGAACAGCUUUACGAUUGUCUUGAUAAGGUUGAAAAUCUGGAGCUCCGACUGGCUGCUGCUACUCAGUCGUUGACGACCAAGGAUGCUGAAAUCUCUAUUCUGUUGCGUGACAAACUGGAGGUGGAGCGAUGCCUGCAGGAGGCUCGCACCGAGUUGCAUAAUGGCCGUGAGGUUCUCAACGCUUCGUCGGAUUUGCUCGAUACAAGUCAAUCGACGGCUAGUAUGAAUACCACACCGGAAACUUUAGCUAGUUCCGUCAUUGACAAGCAAUUGCGCGAGAAAGAGCUCGAAAACGAUGAUCUGCGCGAUCAACUGGACGCCAUUGCACGAGAAAAGAAGAGCAUUCUACAUGAAUUGUUAAUGAUCGUACAGCCUUAUCAACCAGAAAUAAGUUUGUCGCCUGAUUACUCACAGAUAUUGGGCCUGGUAGAGCGUAGCUUUGAAGAUAUGGCCGACCGCUACAAGAGAGAGCAGAAACUUGUGAAGGAACUGCAGGCUGAGAUAAACGAGUCCAGAUCGCAAAACAAACUGGAUGAAGAGGGUACAGCCAACAAGGUGGAGGAGGCCUUGAAACCGAGUCAGUUUGCUCCACCAGUAGAUGUUGUGCAGUGUGACAUUGCCGUUCAGACAAUCAAAGAAGAGAGUCGGUUAACUCCUUCAGGAGAAGUUGCACAGUGUGACAUUGCCGUCCAGACAAUUAAAGAAGAGAGUCAGUUAACUCCUCCAGUAGAUGUUGAGCAGUGUGACAUUGCCGUCCAGACGAUUCCAGAACCGUCCAAAGAACAGCUUCACAUAAAGGAUGCUAAAAUAACGAAAAUCGGUAGCGAAUUAAUUAAGAUUUGUGGUAUAAAUCGUAUGUUAUUACAAAAUCGCUUCAUUACAGAAAAUCAAGACCCAUCGGUUCGUACUCAAGAACUACAAGAUCUUGAAAUGCGUAUUUUGUCUAAGGCAGAAAUAAUUGCUGAUCAGGAGAAGCAGAUAUUUAUUAACCAGAAGCAUAUAAACGAUUACCAACAACAGCUAAAUGAGACAAACGGGCAGCUUCAGGCGGCAGAUCUGAAGUUGAAGGGUAUUCAACAGCAGCUUGACGAAUAUCAACAGAAGCUUAAAGAUACUAAGGAGGCGCUUAAUCAUGUUCAGGAAGAAAAAAUUGCUGCUGAGCAGAAAGUGGGGCAGAAGCUAGUGGGGCAUGCCAGCGACUACCAGCAGCAAAUUGAUAGCUACCAGCAGCAGCUAAUUGAAUAUCAGCAGAAGCUUAACGAAACUCAGAAGCAGCUGAAUAAUAGUCAGCAGGAGCUGAAAGAAACUGAGAAGCAGCUGAAUGGUAGUAAGGAACAGCUACAGGCUACUAAUCAACAGCUAAACGGAACUCUAAAGCAGUUGAGUAGCUAUCAACAUCAGCUGACUGAUUACCAGAAGCGGUUAGCCGGAACUCAGAAGCUGCUGGAUGAUCAUGAGAGUAUUCAGCAUCCAAUUGAUAGUGAGCAGGUGGUAAACGAGGCUCAGCAGGAACUAAGCAAUAAGCAAAAGCAGCUGCAGAGCUUCAUCCAAACAAUAUGCGCUCGAUUUAACCUAGAGGCAGCCUCGGAAAAUGGCCUGGAAGAAGUCGAGAAGACUUUGAUAGAUUGGGUAGAGCAAAUGGAGAACCAGCUGAAGCAAAAGGAAUCCGAGAUAUUGCAGCAAUCUGAAGAUCUCGCGGAUGUAAGCACCCUCACUGAUUGCAUCUUGGACAGUAUGAAUCCGUAUUUGAGGCCAGCUAUUGAGGAUGUUAACACAGAAGCGUUGCCCUUGAAGCUAAAAUUCUUGCACAAUCAACUUAAGCAACUUGUGAUGAAUUAUGAACGAGCGAACGAAAAAUGUAAGGCUCUAGAACGCAAGGUAGAGCAGUCCGUAGAAGUCAGGAGACAGGAACAACAAACAAUGGAAAGGCAGCACAACGACGUUAUUCUGAGGCUGACAGGCAAACUAGGUCAAUUAGAAAUGCAAUGUGAUAAAGUAUCAAAAGAGCUGACUCUGAAAAAGCUAGAAUGCGAAAAUAUUGGUGAAGAGCUGCGAAUCCAAAAGGAUUUAAAUCUGGCUCAUAGGAAUGACGUUAGCAAAACAAAUGGGGACUCAAAGGACAGCGUCGAGCACAAGUUCCAGAUUGACCGAAACAUUAAUAUUAAAACUGAAGAAGCAACGGUACAAAAUGGUAAUCAUAUUGAGACCGAGUCUGUGGAGUUGGCUGCAAUUAAAGAGGGACUGACGGCUGCCAAUCAAAUGCAAGUAAAAUUGGAACAGGAGCUCAGGGAGAAAACUUCGAUCAUUCAGAUGGGAGAAUCUACAAUUCAGCGGCUUCAAAAAGAGAUUAUGGCCAAAACUAAGCAGUUUGGGGAGCAAAAAGACGAGUUGGAACGGAAACUUGCGGAGCAAACUAAACUCUUUCAGACAAGCGAGUCUACGAUCGAAACGCUUCAAAAAGAGCUCAUGGAAAAAUCUCAGCAGUUCGAGAAAUCAAAAAGCGAGUUGGAACAGGAGCUUAGGGAGAAAACGAAGCUAAUUGAAAUGGGCGAGUCUACGAUCGAAGCGCUUCAAAAAGAGAUAAUGGUAAAAUCUCAGCAGUUUGAGAAAUCAAGAAACGAAUUGGAACUGGAGCUUGCGGAAAAAUCGAAGAUAGUUCAGAUGGGCGAGUCUACGAUCGAGACGCUUCAAAAAGAGAUCAUGAAAAAAUCUCAGCAGUUUGAGAAAUCAAGAAACGAAUUGGAUCUGGAGCUUGCGGAAAAAUCGAAGAUAGUUCAGAUAGGCGAGGCUACGAUCGAAACGCUUCAAAAAGAGAUCAAGGAAAAAACUGAGCUGUUUGAGAAAUCAAGAAGCGAGUUGGAACGGGUGCUUGCGGAGAAAACGGAGGUCCUUCAAUUGAACGAGUCCACGAUUCAAGCACUUCAAAAAGAGCUCGUAGCUAAAUCCGAGAACUUGGAGAAGAUAAAUAGUGAGUUGCAACGGGAGCUUGCGGAGAAAACGCGGCUCCUUCAUAUGGGCGAGGCAACGAUCAAGACACUUCAAAAAGAGAUCAUGGCCAAAUCUGUGCAGUUGGAGAAGACAAAGGGCGAACUUGAAGAGUCAGAGCAAAAACUGAAGUCUGCUCAGCAAAAGUUGGAGCUGGCUUUGCAGAAGGUGUUGGAAAAAGAUUUAGUCGCAACAGAGGUUCAUGAUUUAGAGGACUUAUUAAAGAGCGAACAGCAUAAGAAUUUGAGCCUGGAACAGGAGAAAAUACAGCAGAUAGAGCAGAAGCGCAUCAUCGAAAAGCAGCUGGCAGAUGUUCAGUGCCUGAUCUGUAAGAGAGAGGACGAAUUGGAGAAGACCAAAACACAGUUGGAGGCGAGCACCAAACGAUUGGAGAAAAUUUCCAUUAAACUGGGCGAACAGCAAGCGAUAUUAUCUAAAACGCAACGGGAAAUGGCUCAGUCCAAGGCAAGGCAGACCGAACAGGCAGAGCUAAUCAUUGCACUACAAAACGAAAAGGAGAGUCUCCAGAUGGAGUUGCGCAAGACAAAGGAGCGUGCGAGCCGUUCGGAGGAGAAGCAGGCCACCUUGGAGCAGCUACGCAUUGAGGCAGAGUCAGAACGCGAUGCACACCGUGAUCAACUACUGAGGUUUGAGAGAGAGUCGAAGAAAGCUCACUGCAUUAUUCGCGAUCUGGAGCAUCAGGCCAAAGCGACAGAGAAUGAGAAGGUGAAACUGGUCCAUGAAAUUGGUGGGCUCAAUUCUGAAAUUGUGCAGCAGAAGAAACAGCUAUCAGAGCUGAAGGACCAGCUGCAGCAGUCCAAAGAUGCAAUGCGUGACCUAAUUAUAGCCAAUGAAAAUAAUGCCGCUGCCAGUGCUGAGCAGUUGGAUCAAGACCGUUCAAGUCUGCAGCAGCUGAAGUCAGAACUGUCGACUGCUCGCCAGGAACUGGAGGCAGUGAAGCAGCAGCACGAGUCCCUAACGUCUGAGCUAAAAGAUAAGUUGACUGAACUUGAGGCGGAGCGCAGCAAGAGCAAGGAAUGCGAGCUAAUUUUUAAGCGUAAGCAGAGUGUUCUGAGUAAGGAACUGGAAAAGUGCAAUGCUGAACUUGCUGAGACCCGCAGCGCCCAUGAUGAGCUCAUAAAGGCAACUGAGAUGCAGACUAUGGAGCGCUUCAACGAGUUACAGGAAACACAGCUACAAUUAAAACAGCAGCGAGACACCCUUAUUCAGCGCGACCUCGAUUGUCAGAUAUUGCAGGCAAAGUAUCGUGAAACCAAGGAAGAGAUGUCUCGCUGUGAGCAAAGGUUGAAGGAUCACCGUCUAGAAAUGGAAGGCAAACUUGAAAAAAUGAAGUCCAAAAUGCGCACACUGUACACGGCGGAGGUGAGCCGCAUCAAGGAGAAACAGGAGCGCGAGGCGGCUAACCACAAGGCUGAACUGGAAAAGCUGAAUGCUCAGGUCGCCAAGUAUGAGGAGCAUACGCGGAAGUUAUCUGAUCAGAUAAUGCGGCUGAAUGAGAAGCUUUUGGAGGAGCAAAAGAAACAUGCGAUUGUCAGUACGCAGCUGCGGCACCUGCAGGAGGCGGAGCAGCCGGCAAUGUCAUCUCUGCCCGCUGUAGAGGACUGGCAGCCGUUCAAGCGGCCAAGUGCACCGUCCGCCAAUCUGGGCAGCAAUCUGGCCAUGGAAGACGAAGAGGGCGAGGUCUUCAAUAACACCUACCUGACGGAUCUUAAGCUGGGCACCGUGCCCAAUAUGACUGCCGAAGAGCUGCAGUAUCGGAACUCGCUGCAGCCGCCGCAUUUGAAGAGCGCCUAUGCGGCGCAGUAUGACCUGGGCGCCCAGGAGGACGAUAUUAAAGAUGGGCCGCACAGCCUGGACGACAGCAUGAGUGCGCUGCUGAGCACCACAGAUGGCAACGGUGUUGGUAUGCGCAAGAAGUCCAUGGGCACCCACUAUAAGCGUCCGGGUCCGCCAACGCCCAGCAAAAAUGGUGGACGUCUGUCGUUUGGCGGCUCGGAGCCGCCGCGGGAAAUACUGCGUGAGACUUGUGACAAUAAUGGUACGGCCAAGACACCGGCUCGCUUUAAGAUCUUUGCAUCUCGCUUCAGCAUUGGCAACGGCGGCGGCGGCGGGGGAGGACAAUGUCUGCCACGGGACGAGAGGCGGCGUCACCGUAAAGAGAGCCUGUUAAAGGGCAUUAUGCAUCGCCGUACAUUGCAAACAGCGUUUUGUACAUCGACGCCGCGCAGCAGCCGCUCCUUCUAUGAUCAGCGGCAGCAGCUAAUUGUCCACGGUGAUGGGCCACCCGAUGGCCAGCAGCCGCUAAAGCAAGAGCAGGAAGUGACACCGCACUUGAACGAUGCUCUGCCCUUGGCGUCGUCUAACGAUCAGAACGGUAGGCCGAGCAUCUGUCGCCGUCGCUUAAUAACAACCAGCUCGAGCAGUAGUCUAACAUCCGCUACCCAAAGUGUCUCAAGUGGACGCCGACGUAAAUCCAUUUCACGCAAAUCCAUUCACUUGUACGGCAAUAGGGGCAGAUCCCGUGCUAGAUUGUCCUCGACGGCGCAGAUGAGUCACAAGCGCAUGCAGCAGCGAAGCAAGAUUAAGGAUCAACGCAUUGGAUGUUUCGAUAGAGGCAGGCAGCUGCUCGAUACUGACGAUGAUCCGACAGCAGAACCAGAAGAAGUUGAAGAUGAAGAAGAAGAUAGCAAAGAAUCCUUGAAGCUUGCCAAUGGAACGUAUGCCCUACCCAAGCCGAAUGAGAACAACAAUUACUGCGUGCUCAACCGCAAUAAUGGCCCGCUGAUGGCCAUGGGUGCCACGGUGCUGUUGGAUAAGAAGUCCUGGAAUUGCCUGGACAUCAAGGCGGAAUCCGAGCUGGAGCACAGCAGCGAUUCAGAGGCGGCCACUUUUAGUGUGGAUCGGGCGGCUGUGAAUAACUCGCAUUCCCAUUGGGAUGACGAGGAGCAGCCAGCUUUGUUGAAGGCGCUGGUCGCCAAAUACGAAUGCGACCGCGACUCCAACUUGGCUGCGCUACAGCAAUUCGAGGAGGAUCACGUUUGCGCCUGGUUGAGUGACGGCGCUAGCACUAGCAUCGCCGCCGUUAACAAUCUCAGCUACGAUAUCCAUUUCGAGGAGCUGUGCCGCCAGACAGCCUCGACGGCGCCCUUUGAACUGCAGCCGCUGCAAUAUAGCUAUGAAUUAGUAGAGACUGUGCCGCAGAGGCAGGCGCACAGCGCGUCCAACGCCACGGAGAACACCUCGAACGCCAGCUGCAAUACCAACUGUUCGUCACUGCAAUCGUGGACGACCUACUCGCUGAGCCACAUUCGAACGCAUCGCUUGCCGCAUAUAAACGUGACCACCAUGAACCGGCUGAGCGAAUCGAGACACUUACCCCAUCGCAGGCGUGGCAAUAUAUUGCUGAAUCUCUGGCAACGCCGGCGGCAUCGAAUUGGCCUCAUCAAAUCCCUCAGUCUCGGCAUUGUCUUGUUCCUAUUUCUAAUGCCGUUCUGUAGCUAUCUGACGGCCACAGCUGCCGUGGGCUUGAUGCUGUUGCUUCUCUAGCACAGUGAGGAUGUGGCAGGCAGCAGGCAGCAGGCGGCACACAACAGGCGAUUUUAUAAUCAAUAAUCAAGAUUGCAAUCGAAAUUUGUUUAAUAUGAGAAACUUCCGUUGUUCCUUUGCAGAACUCGCCACCGAAGCGACGGCUCAGCAACAUGUUCAAACGCAAAUAGAUGUGUUUAACUGCAAUAUACCAUAUAGAUA
This is a messenger RNA of Drosophila navojoa, 8078 nucleotides long. RefSeq names its product mushroom body defect (gene mud). Gene Ontology annotation, cellular component: Golgi apparatus. The record is from RefSeq and is a predicted model, not a curated record. Lineage: Eukaryota; Metazoa; Arthropoda; Insecta; Diptera; Drosophilidae.